This is a messenger RNA of Arabidopsis arenosa, 2699 nucleotides long. Lineage: Eukaryota; Viridiplantae; Streptophyta; Magnoliopsida; Brassicales; Brassicaceae. The record is from the annotation of a GenBank genome assembly.
GAUUCUGGCUUUGUUAUUGGAAUUGCAAGCGAAGAAGAAGAAACAAAUGGCUUCGCGUUUAGGUGUUUCUAUAGGCGCCGCUUUAGGUUCCUCUCAUUGGGACGACGGACGACGACGACGACGUGACUUCUCCACCACUUCUGUGAAUUUCACGGCACCGGUGACAAGCCGGAGGAGCUUAAGGGGUAAUAGAAGCGGUGUGAGGAUUCUUAGGGUUUCAAAUGAAGGACGCGAAUCGUAUCUCGAUAUGUGGAAAAACGCUGUUGAUCGCGAGAAGAAAGAGAAAGCCUUUGAGAAAAUUGCAGAGAAUGUUGUAGCUGUUGAUGGUGAGAAGGAGAAAGGAGGAGACUUGGAGAAGAAGAGUGAUGAGUUUCAGAAGAUCCUUGAGGUUUCCGUUGAGGAAAGGGAUCGGAUUCAGCGUAUGCAGGUCGUUGAUCGUGCUGCUGCCGCAAUCUCUGCUGCUAGAGCGAUUCUCGCCUCUAACAAUUCCGGCGACGGCAAAGAAGGAUUUCCAAAUGAGGACAACACUGAGAUAAGUGAAGUCACCGAGACACCGAAAAAUGCUAAACUUGGAAUGUGGAGCAGAACAGUGUAUGUGCCACGGUCAGAAACUUCUGGGACUGAGACACCAGGACCAGAUUUUUGGUCAUGGACACCUCCUCAAGGUAGUGAAAUAAGUUCAGAUAUGAAUGUGGAUUUGCAGGCUGUGGAAAAGCCUGCUGAGUUUCCAACUUUGCCAAAUCCUGUAUUGGAUAAAGACAAAUCAGCAGAUUCUCUUUCGAUACCCUAUGAGAGUAUGCUUUCUUCUGAAAGACAUAGCUUUACUAUCCCGCCUUUUGAGUCUUUGAUCGAGGUUCGAAAAGAGGCAGAGACAAAGCCUAGUUCCGAGACUUCAUCAACAGAACUUGACCUUGAUCUCAUAUCUUCAGCAAAUGCGGAAGAAGCAGCUCGUGUUCUUGAUAGUUUGGAUGAAUCUUCAACACAUGGAGUUAGUGAAGAUGGAUUGAAGUGGUGGAAGCAAACGGGUAUAGAGAAAAGACCUGAUGGUGUGGUUUGCAGGUGGACUAUGAUACGUGGGGUUACUGCUGAUGGUGUUGUUGAGUGGCAAGAUAAGUACUGGGAGGCUUCUGAUGAUUUUGGGUUCAAGGAACUUGGUUCCGAGAAAUCAGGACGUGAUGCGACUGGAAACGUGUGGCGUGAGUUCUGGAGAGAGUCGAUGAGCCAGGAGAAUGGUGUUGUGCAUAUGGAGAAAACUGCAGACAAGUGGGGAAAGAGUGGUCAAGGUGAUGAAUGGCAAGAGAAGUGGUGGGAGCAUUACGAUGCUACUGGAAAAUCAGAAAAAUGGGCUCAUAAGUGGUGCAGCAUUGACCGCAACACACCCCUUGAUGCUGGCCACGCUCAUGUCUGGCAUGAGAGGUGGGGAGAGAAGUAUGACGGGCAAGGCGGAAGCACAAAGUACACAGACAAGUGGGCAGAGCGGUGGGUAGGAGACGGUUGGGACAAAUGGGGAGACAAAUGGGACGAGAACUUCAACCCGAGCGCUCAAGGAGUGAAACAAGGUGAGACUUGGUGGGAAGGGAAGCACGGUGACAGAUGGAACCGAAGUUGGGGCGAAGGUCACAACGGAUCAGGAUGGGUUCACAAAUACGGAAAAAGCAGCAGCGGAGAACACUGGGACACACAUGUACCACAAGAAACUUGGUAUGAGAGGUUCCCUCACUUUGGCUUCUUCCACUGUUUUGACAACUCUGUUCAGCUCAGAGCCGAUCUCCAUUUUCGUUACUUGACGAUAGAUAUACUUUCGUUUGAGGAUCAGAUCUUGAGAGGAGUCAGCUCAAGGAGAGGUAAUAGAUCCGUCCUUUGUGAUAAACUUUCUCAAGAAGAAGAGGAAGGUGAGAAAAGUGAAGGCAAGGCUUUGAGGAUGUCUUUUACAGGAACUCAACAGAAAUGCAAGGCUUGUGAGAAGACUGUUUAUGCUGUUGAGCUUCUCUCAGCUGAUGGUGUUGGCUAUCACAAGUCUUGCUUCAAAUGCACUCACUGCAAAAGCAGGCUUCAGCUGAGCAGUUACUCAUCAAUGGAAGGUGUGUUGUACUGUAAGCCUCAUUUUGAGCAGCUCUUCAAGGAGAGUGGUAGUUUCAACAAGAACUUUCAGUCACCUGCAAAACCGGCUGACAAAUCAACUCCUGAGCUGACAAGGACACCUAGCCGAGUUGCCGGCAGGUUCUCUGGUACACAAGAGAAAUGUGCCACUUGCAGUAAAACUGUGUAUCCUAUCGAAAAGGUAACAGUAGAGAGCCAGACAUAUCACAAGUCCUGCUUCAAGUGCUCACACGGAGGCUGCCCGAUUUCGCCUUCCAACUACGCAGCUCUUGAAGGAAUCCUGUACUGCAAGCACCAUUUCGCUCAGCUCUUCAAGGAGAAGGGAAGUUACAACCACUUAAUUAAAUCCGCUUCCAUCAAACGCUCUGCAGCCGCUGCAGUCGCUGCCGGUGUACCAGCAGCCUCGGUUCCUGAGUCUUAAAAUUCAAUAAUCUCCUCUCUAGUCUAAAUUUGAAGUUAAUGCCAAACUGGUUCAGUUUGCUUUCUCUUUGUGUGAGCGUGUGUGUAAUCUAUCCUUUUGAUGUUCUUAUUUCCGUUGAUGUCUCCUAAAAUCUUUGUUUGUGUUCGUAAUUUGGUAUCUAUAAAAAAUCGGAAACUUU